Messenger RNA from Rotaria socialis, 849 nucleotides. NCBI's taxonomy places the organism in Eukaryota, Metazoa, Rotifera, Eurotatoria, Philodinida, Philodinidae. The record is from the annotation of a GenBank genome assembly.
AUGUCAAGUAACGGCCUAAGAUCGAAUGAACAUCGACCCCGAUUAUGUCAUCUACGUCGAUGGCCUGAUUUUGCUGGUUAUGGUUUUAAUUUACAUUGUGAAAAAUCUAAAUUAGGUCAAUACAUCGGCAAAGUCGAUGAAAAAUCGCCGGCUGCUUCUGCUGGUUUAUAUGAAAACGAUCGUAUAAUUGAAGUUAAUUUUGUGCCCAUCGGCACUGAAAAUCAUAAACAAGUUGUACAAAGAAUAAAAGAAGGCGUGACAAGAAAUGGCAGCAAAUAUCCAGACGAAGUUAUUCUAUUAGUAGUCGACCCAAAAACAGAUGAAUAUUAUAAGAAUAAAUCAAUAGUUAUCAAAAGUUCAGAUCCGAAUGUUCUAAAACUUGAAGCAAAAAGUAAUCCCGAUGAUUCUCCUCAUUCAUCGGAUAGAGAUGAUAAUCAAGGAGAUGAUUCACCACCUAUUGCACGAAAACCAUCACCACAAAUAAGAUCAGCGGAAUCCAAUCGAGACUAUACGCAUGUCACUGAUUUUACUGGUCCAGUAGUCGUCCAAAGUAACAAUGUUGAUUCACCCGCAACAUCAAGACCAUAUAGCCAAAAUUAUGUAAACGCAGAUGAUCGUAACACUAAUAUGCAAUUAAAUUAUUCUGCUUCAGACAAAGAUAAACGUAGUAAUAUAUCUCAAACAUCAUCAUCGUCACCUGCCAAUGGAUCGCGAGGUGUAUUUGAAUUGAAAAUGUCAGCUGCUGAAUAUCGAGAAAAAAUAAAAUCGCUAAAUCCUCGUAAACGUGACCCUCGACACACGAAUCAAAUGUCUAUGAAACAAAAGCACGAUGUUAUUGAUCGUUUGUAA